Molecule: messenger RNA, 315 nt
Organism: Paramecium tetraurelia
Lineage: Eukaryota; Ciliophora; Oligohymenophorea; Peniculida; Parameciidae
Exons: 1
Source: RefSeq, a predicted model, not a curated record
AUGCCUAAAAAUAGUAAGCAUUAAUCUAAUAACUUCAAGAAUAGCUAAAGGAAUAAUAAUAGCUCAUUUCUGAUUAUUUUCAUAAAAUUAAAGUACAUAUUUCAUCAUAAGAAGCAAUACGAAUAAUAAAAUCAAUGCAAACAAUUAAACGAUUUUAUACUUAAAAAAAGAAAGAAUAAAAAUUAACAACCUGUUUUCAAUUUAGAGUUAGUAAAGAGAAAACUCACUCUUGAUGUCUGUAGAUCUAGAGAUGAGAGUCCUUAUUCUACGAUUGAACCUCGCAUUCAUUCAAAAACAGUUUAAUAUAAAUAUUGA